CGAGCCUUUCUGCUUAGCGCGCUGUGCCGGGAUGCUUGUGUGUGUGAACCUUUUCUGGGUUGAGACGAAUCACCUGCGGCUGUCAUCUCUUGCCAUCUCGUUGUCUCUCCCUCUCUCCCACGUUGAUCUCCCUGCUCUCACGUGAGAAGCACCGAUCGUCUGGGCGUCUUAUGGAGGCAUCAUCAUCUUCGUCAGCGGCCGCCGCCGGUGGCGAGGCCGCAGCAGCAGCAGCCGCAGCAGCAGCAGCCGCUGUGCCCAUGUCCAUGGCCAUAGCUGCCGAUGGGGACGAAGAACUGAUGGAACACUCGACUCUCGAGGUCAGUCAGCCGUGCAGCCAUACACACACACACACACACACACACACAUAUCUCUGUAUGCCGAGGAUUCACUCUCUCUGUAUAUGUGUGUGUGUGUUGCAGGAGUUGAUCUGCACACCGUCGUACAAGUGGAUCUUUGUGGGCGGCAAGGGCGGGGUGGGCAAGACCACCACCUCAUGCUCCAUCGCCGUAGAACUCGCCAAAAGGAGGGGAAGCGUACGAACGCUGCACAGAUCACAUCACACGUGCCACACACAGAUGCGCACACACACAUGGAUGGAUGGAUGUGUGUGUGCGUGUAGGUGUUGAUACUGUCCACCGACCCGGCGCACAACUUGAGCGAUGCCUUCACGCAGAAGUUCACCAACACGCCCACACUCAUUGACGGAUUCGACAACCUCCACGCCAUGGUGAGGACGCGACUGCACACACACACACCACACCGGAAUGCCCUCCCUCCCUCCCUCUCCCCCGCCCCCUCUGUGUCCAUGUGUGUGUGUGUGUGUGUGUUUAGGAGAUCGAUUCAUCGUACCAGGAGAACGCUGAGUUUCGGCUCAAGACGGACGAGGGCUGGAACCGUGUCCUGCCCGAGCUGCUGUCUGCCUUCCCGGGCAUCGACGAGGCACUCUCAUUCGCAGAACUCAUGCAGUAAGUAUGGAACACACACACACACACACACACACACAGAGAGAGAGAGAGAGAGCCGCCACACGCACACACGCAGAGGGGUGCGUCAUGUGUCGUGUGUUGUGUGUGGUGGUUGAUCGGUCAUUCGGUCGGUCAGGUCAGUGCAGUCGAUGAAGUACGACGUGAUAGUGUUCGACACGGCCCCCACGGGCCACACGCUGCGGCUGCUGUCCUUCCCCGACCUGUUGGAGAAGGCCCUGCAGAAGAUCCAGGCCAUCAAGAACAAGAUGCAGGGGGCCCUGCAGAUGCUCAACAUGGUCGCCGGGCAGUCAUUCAACGAGGAAGACGUAAGCCCGCACACACGCGCCGGGGGGUGGUGUUGUUGAUGCCCCUCUGUGUGUGGAUGUGUGUGUGUGUGUGUGUGUUGAUUCAGAUGCACAAUCGUCUCGAUGGGCUCAAGGCCAUCACCACAUCAGUGCGGGAGACGCUGCAAGAUCCCGUAAGACACGCCAUGAAUGCCAUGCCAACACACACACGAGGGACGUCACGCUCGUGUGUGAUGUGUUGUGUGUGCAGACGCAGACGACGUUUGUGUGUGUGUGCAUCCCCGAGUUCCUCAGCGUCUACGAGACGGAGAGGCUGGUGCAGGAACUCGCCAAGUGAGUGGAUGGACAAAGGCUACCCACCCAACACAGGGAGGCGGAACGGGCCAUGUAGGCGGCUGGCGUGGGUGUCUGGUGCACGUGUGUGUGGUGUGCAGGCAGGGCAUCGACUGCAGCAACAUCAUCGUCAACCAAGUGCUCUUCCCCGUCGGUGAGUAACAGACAGAAACCACACACACACACACACACACGCACCAGCCAUGGUUCGGUUCUCAUGUGUGUGCAGACGUGCCGGAUGACUUAGCUGCGGCAGAGGCAGACGAUGAGUCAAAGGACGAGCCCCACCCCAUGGGUGCAGACGUCGAUCCAUCCGAGACCAUCGCUGCACUGAGGAGGGAAAACAGAACACUCAGGAAGAAGGUGAGGUGCUGGCAGAUAUAUAACACACACUAUCGAAGUCUCUCUCUCUCUCUCUCUCUCUGUGUGUGUGUGUGUGUGUGUGUCUGUGUGUGUCUGUGUGGGGGUGUAUGUAUCCCUCAUUAGGUGUGUGCGUUGGAGGCCAAUCUGCACUGCCGUCGGAAGAUGCAGUCCAAGUACCUCUGCCAGAUACAGGACCUCUACACAGAAGACUUCAACGUCGGUACGUAAAUCAGCCGACAGACACAAGGGAGGGCCUCUCUGCGGGCUGGCCGGGAGUGCCACGCCACCAGAUCAGAUCUCUCUUCUCUCCCUCUGUGCGUGCCGUCCGUGUGUGUGUCAGUGUGUAUGCCUUUGGCGAGUGAGGAGGUCCGCGGAUUGGACAGGCUGCGCGCCUUCUCACAGGGGCUGCUCACACGGAGGGACCUGCCCAUCGUGCAAGACGACAAGGAGUGAAUCCAUGCGUAACACAGACCAUAGUCUGUUUGGGUUUGUAGCUGUUAUGCCACCCGCUGGAUAGACAGACGGACGGACAUGUUGACAUUUUGCCACUCUCAUGUUCAUGUGUGUGUCAAAAUGUGUGUGUGG
This is a messenger RNA of Vitrella brassicaformis, 2551 nucleotides long. NCBI's taxonomy places the organism in Eukaryota, Vitrellaceae. The record is from the annotation of a GenBank genome assembly.